This is a messenger RNA of Archocentrus centrarchus (flier cichlid), 3061 nucleotides long. RefSeq names its product synaptophysin-like. Lineage: Eukaryota; Metazoa; Chordata; Actinopteri; Cichliformes; Cichlidae. The transcript is spliced from 8 exons. The coding region runs from base 62 to 943 and encodes 293 amino acids. The record is from RefSeq and is a predicted model, not a curated record. Gene Ontology annotation, cellular component: synaptic vesicle; synaptic vesicle membrane; presynaptic active zone.
GGCCCCUCCUCGCGCCUGCUGCUCCCCCUCCCAGUUCUCGCUCCUCUCGACACUCGUCAGGAUGGACGUCGUAAAUCAGCUGGUGGCCCAGGGUCAGUUCAGGGUGCUGAAGGUUCCUCUGGGCUUCAUUAAGAUCCUAGAAUGGUUCUUCGCCAUCUUUGCCUUCUCCACCUGCGGCAGUUAUUCUGGGAUGUUCAAGAUUUUGGUGGAGUGCAAGAACCGGACGCACAGCGACCUGAGUAUAGAGGUGGAGUUUGAGUAUCCAUUCAGACUCCACCAAGAGUAUUUUGACGCCCCCAACUGUAAGGAUGGCACCAAGGAUCGUAUUUUCCUGGUGGGCGACUACUCUUCCUCGGCCGAAUUCUUUGUCACCAUCGGCGUCUUCGCCUUCCUCUACUCCACAGCGGCUCUCAGCAUCUACGUCUUCUUCUUUGAGAAGUACAAGGAGAACAACAAGGGCCCGCUGAUUGAUCUGGGAGUGACCGGAGUGUUUGCCUUCAUGUGGCUGGUGAGUUCAGCGGCCUGGGCCAAAGGCCUGUCUGACGUCAAGACUGCGACCGACCCGGAUGAUGUCAUCACUAUGAUCCCCGCCUGUGAAGUCAAUGGGAACAAGUGCCGCGAGGUCCACGAUCCGGUCAUGUCUGGACUCAACACCUCUGUGGCAUUUGGAUUCAUUAACCUAGUCCUGUGGGUGGGAAACCUCUGGUUCGUCUUUAAGGAGACGGGCAUCAUCGCUCCCUUCAUGCGGGCUCCGCCUCCUCAGGCGAAACCUGCUGCACCUGAUGCCUACGGCCAGCAGGGGGCCUACGAACAGGACCCAUACGCCAGCAACCAGGGAGGCUACCAACCUGACUACAGCCAGCAGGGGUACAACCAGGAAGCGCAGUAUGGUCAAGGCUACGGCCAGCAGGGGGCGCCCACCUCCUUCUCCAAUCAGAUGUAGGCGGAAGGAAGCAGGAAGCGUCAGAGUGAACCAACAGUGGGUCGCCUGCAACCUACCCACAAUGCAACACUCCUGGCUGCAAAGUUAAUGGGUGGGGUGGGGGAGGGAUGAGGGAAAGGGGGGGGUUAGAUGUUCACUAUAUUGAAUUGAUGUGUAAAUGAUUAAAAGAGAGUUAUAGAUAACAAAUCCACAACUUGAACAAACCACCAAGACAUCGGUGAUGAAUAGAAACCUGAAACCAGUGACAAUGUUGAUAAGAGUUAUUCAUAUUAAUUAAUCUGUGGAGAGAAUGUAUGUUUGUGUUGUAUAGAUAUCACUUUGAACAGAUAUAUAAUAUAGACUGAAAUGUUUCUUGUUUCCUAUUGAUCUGCCCCGCCCACAAUUUUAUGCCCCGCCUCCCUACAUCAGCAAACCAGAUUCACACCAGCCAAUCGUGAAGCUGUUCAGACUGGGUCCACACCGAGAACAAUCCGAUCAAAACCAGACAAACCUAAAUGAGAACCCAUCGAAGAAGCUGAUACAGCAUCUGCCAACAUCACCUCCCCGCUGCAUGUAAAUAAACAGGAAGUGAUGUCAAUCUGGGCACGUAGUAAAACCCAGUCCAGCCUACAGCAUCAUAGUGACGCCGGGUGGAAACUGGAUCCAAAAUGGCCCCUCGUCAUUACGGUUUGCACAGUUUGUGUGUUUAGCGGGCUCAGCCGAGUUUCAAUCUGCUGUCUGUUACAUUCCAGCUGCAGAAACGUCCAUCUGGAUGAUCGCUGCUGCUAAAACGAACCCAGAUCAGAUUCUACUGGCUUCUACUUUUGGUCUAAACUCAGUUAAGACCAGUCUGAUGAUUAGAGGUACUGCUAUAAUGCAAUCAAAAAUAUACAAUAGAAGAGAUCCCAGGAUCUGCAGCAGGCAUAGAAACAUAAGCAGGCAGUACAGCUCACAAGCUUUGGGGUCUUCCCCUCGACAGGCUUCCAGAAGUUGGCCAAUUAGAAAGUGCAAGUGGGUUUUUGGGGAGGGGGAGCCUAAAAAUACAGGAGCUGAAACGGCUUGUUUCAAACAGAUGAGGUACUGAGGGGCUGCGUAAAGGCCAAGUAUGGGAUGAUUAUUUGAACUGCGACUUAUGCAAAGCUUCUGACUUUGGAUUGUUCUCAUGCUUUUGAGAUGCAAAGAUAAUCAGAGGUUUAACAGCCGUUUCCACCACAUGGUGAAUAUCUUUACCUGGCUUUCUAAAGGAAAUGUGGACAAUAGCUAACGAUUGCAUCCUGAUGCAGUUCCAGGUUGUUGCGCCAUGAGUUUUUCAUAUUUGAUGGGGGUAAAUUCACCCACUCAGAAAGUCAUUUUUUUCCAUUCUGAAUCCAAAUAAUUGUGCUAUAAAAAAUCUAGAGUAGAAAGUGUUUCUGUUAAAAGCUUCCUCUUGGACUUCCUGCUUCCUUGACCAGAUACAGAUCUCGUUUAUUGGCUUUAAAUCUUCAGAUGGACGUUCCUGUCAGCGAGCUACUAUGGCGUGUUGAUGUUUUGUUUACAUUUUGUUUUAAUUUGUCUUCUGUCAGCCAAUCGAGUCUUUCUGGGAAGUUCCGGGUCUAUAAAAAAGUGAUGCUUCUUCCUCUUCUUCUUCUUCUUCUUGGGUUGUUUUUCUUGAAAGUGAAGCUGUUUUUAGCGUCGGUAUCUUCCUCCCGCAUGGUGACGUGUUUUCUGCUCGUGUCGUUCGGUAUCUGAAGAUCAGUGUGAUUCUACUUCCUGUUUCCUGUACAAGUGUGUGUGUGUGUGUGUGUGUGUGCGUGCGAGCGUGUGAUCAUUACCUGUCCGUAUUUCAUUUGCUCUUUGAAUCCUUUUUUCUCAUCUGUUAUACUUUUAUGCUCUUCCUUCCUGUUACCGUCUUUUUACGUCCCCCUUCAUUCACUCUUCUUUCCUUCUUUUUACCCUCCCUCUUUUAGUCUUCAUCUCCAUCCUCUCCGCCUCUGUGAUGUAUCCUCCUGUGUCACAAUAUUCUACUCGGCAUCAGUAACCAUGGCGAUGGUGUUGACAGUGAUGAUGUGCGUGACUUGUUGCUAUGGAGACAUCCCCCACCAAAAUCCCCCUGCUGUGUUUAUUCAGUGGAAAGUUUCAAUAAAUGACAAACUCAUCUCA